AAUUCCCAAUUGAUGUCUCAAUAAAUCGUUUGAAUCAUACUUCCCAGAUUAAUCCAGAGUUGAGUUCAGUCCAAUUCGUUUAGCCUCUGAGUCACCGGCUCUCUCUCGCCGUCGCUACCACCGCCGGGGAGCGUUCGGAGCUUCUUCUCUCCCUCAGUUUCUCCCCAACCCAUUGCUUACAACAAACCCACCUUGGUUCCCACUACAAACCCUGAAAAAUGUCCGGCGGGUUUUUCCGGGGUACGACUGCGGACCAAGACACUCGUUUUUCAAACAAGCAAGCAAAGCUGCUGAAGUCACAGAAGUUCCCUGCUGAACUAGACCAACUGGUUGAUACGACAAAGGUGAAGAUGGACGUUAUCAGGCCGUGGAUUGCUACGAGGGCGACUGAGCUUCUUGGGUUUGAAGAUGAAGUUCUUAUUAACUUCAUAUAUGGCCUUUUGGAUAGCAAGGAAGUAAAUGGGAAGGAAGUUCAAAUACAACUCACUGGGUUCAUGGAAAAGAACACUGUGAAGUUUAUGAAAGAGCUUUGGACACUACUUCUAAGUGCCCAGAAGAACGCCAGUGGUGUACCUCAACAAUUUUUGGAUGCCAAGGAAGAAGAAAUUAGGAAGAAGAAGGCAGAGACAGAUUUUCUUGCAAAUGAAAUUCAGAAAAAGAGAGAGAAGGAACAUAAAGAAAUUGAGGAGCAGAGAUCAAAGAAUAUGGACGAUGGGGCUGAAAAGGUGGCCGAUUUUGUAUUGGAGCCUACGUCAAUGAAUCGUUCAGAGGACGAGGAAGAGGCUGAAAAGAGUAAUGGUGUUAGGGGAAGAAGCAGUGAUGGACACAAGUCAAGGAGCAUGUCUCGAUCACCUCAACGGCUACGAGACUCCUUUUCGCAAGAAAGAUUAUCUAUUAGCCCACGUCGUAGGGACCAUCGUGAUUCAUCCUCUCCUCGACAUAGAUCAUCUGAUUCAAGAAGGUCUAGAUCUACUUCACAUCGUAAAUCUCUUUCUCCAGUAGUGCAUCAGUUGCGGUCUCCUUCUCAACAUAGUUCACCAUCUCCUCAUUGUAAAUCACCACAUCAACUAUCUUCGUCUGGGCAACGUCGAUCAUCGUCACCUGCACAACGAAGGUCACCAUCACUUGAUAAGCAUAAUAGAUCACCAUCACCAUCUGAGCAUUGCAGGUCACUAUCACCAAUUAGACACAGUCGUUUGCCUUCACCUGCUCGACAUCGUAGAUCACCAUCUCCUGAAUGGCGUCGUAGAUCACCAUCUCCUGAAUGGCGUCGUAGAUCACCAUCACCAAAAUGGAGUCGUAGGUCACCAUCACCAAGACGACGUCGUAGGUCACCAUCACCAAGACGACGUCGUAGGUCUCCAUCACCAAGACGACGUCGUAGGUCUCCAUCACCAAGACGACGUCGUAGGUCUCCAUCACCAAGACGGCGUCACAGGUCUCCAUCACCUGUACGACGCCGAAGGUCACCAACUCCUGUACGACGCCGAAGGUCACCAACUCCUGUACGACGUCGAAGGUCACCAACUCCUGUACGACGUCGAUGGUCACCAUCUCCAAUACGAAGUCGAAGGUCACCAUCGUCGCCGCGUCAUUACAGGUCACCAUCUCCACACCGUCGCAAAUCACCUUCCCUUGUGCGUCGUCAUAGAUCGCCAUCUCCAGCACACUACCGGAGAUCGCCCUCACCUAUUAAACGCCACCCAUCUCAUUCUCCAAGGCAACGCUCUAUGUCACCUUCAUCCUCACCAAUACAGAAAUGGGAUAGGCCAUCACCACAUGAUCAUCACAUAACACCCUCUCCUCUAGAACGUAGAUCUCCAUCAUCUCCAGCACGUCUCAAGAGAUCAAGCCUUUCUCAACAUAGAUCCAUUUCACCAUAUGAUCGGAGUUAUUCAUCAAAGGAGCGGGGAAACCGAUCGCCUGUCAAAGUAAAAUCUCCCAGGGUCAGAACCAGUGAUGAAAAAAGCUACUCACGCCGAGGUAAAGCCAAGGAAACUGAGGCUCGGACUGUCGAAAAUAAUAAUAACCGGCGCGAGGUCUCAGAUUCUGAUAUGGAGGAAGGCUAUAAGCAUAAAACCAGAAGUAAGGGUAGGAAAAGACACAAAAGAUCAAACAGGAGUGACACUUCUUCGGAGAGAAGACACAGAAGAUCAGACAGGCGUGACACUUAUUCAGAGAGAAGACACAGAAGAUCAGACAGGCGUGACACUUAUUCAGAGAGAAGACACAGAAGAUCAGACAGGCGUGACACUUAUUCAGAGAGAAGACACAGAAGAUCAGACAGGCGUGACACUUAUUCAGAGAGAAGACACAGAAGAUCAGACAGGCGUGACACUUAUUCAGAGAGAAGACACAGAAGAUCAGACAGGCGUGACACUUAUUCAGAGAGAAGACACAGAAGAUCAGACAGGCGUGACACUUAUUCAGAGAGAAGACACAGAAGAUCAGACAGGCGUGACACUUAUUCAGAGAGAAGACACAGAAGAUCAGACAGGCGUGACACUUAUUCAGAGAGAAGACACAGAAGAUCAGACAGGCGUGACACUUAUUCAGAGAGAAGACACAGAAGAUCAGACAGGCGUGACACUUCUUCGGAAGACAGCUAUGAUAGUGAAUUGGAGAGGAAGGAGGCCCGGAGAAGGAAGGAGGAGGAGAGGAGGUGUUGGAAGGAGAAGAAGCGACAAAGACGUGAAGAGCAUCGACGUAAAAAGGAAAAGCGGCGUGCUGAGAAGACGAAAGCUAAGACUUUCAGUUAUGAUUGCUCGGAAGAGUGUUGUCCGAGUGAUAGUGCGUAUGAGGCCGAGCAGAGAAGGUUAGAGGUCGAGUUGAGGAAUAAGGCACUGGAAGCAUUCAAUGCAAGGAAAGGGAGAAGGCAUAAUAGAUCUUCAGAAUAGUCUUUUCCUUCCACAUAAAAGGUAUUGAUAAAUGGUGAUUUCUUUGAUGUUCAUUUGAAUGCAAACUCAGCACAGAGCUUGUUUUGGAGUUCUUUUAGAAUGGCAGCCUUACCUUAGCUACUUACAGAAAUCUUAUCGAAUCUUUAACUCAA
This is a messenger RNA of Cucurbita pepo subsp. pepo (vegetable marrow), 3049 nucleotides long. The record is from RefSeq and is a predicted model, not a curated record. NCBI's taxonomy places the organism in Eukaryota, Viridiplantae, Streptophyta, Magnoliopsida, Cucurbitales, Cucurbitaceae.